Molecule: messenger RNA, 2028 nt
Organism: Protopolystoma xenopodis
Lineage: Eukaryota; Metazoa; Platyhelminthes; Monogenea; Polystomatidea; Polystomatidae
Source: the annotation of a GenBank genome assembly
AUGUCUGGCAUUCAAUGGCGAAACGAAGCUCCGCGUAGUCUCGUCGACCUGAUAGAAGAGUUCCGUGCCACGCCGUCGUCUGGCAACCCUUCUGACAACCGAGGCACCACACACUUAUUGCGUGCCAUCUGCCAGCGACCCGGUUGCCGCUGCGCCCUGCGUGGUCAUGACAGCCUUAUGGUGUUCACCGUUUUCGACGCCAGCUUUGCCUACGCGACCUGGGAGCGCAUUUUGACGGGCCCGGGUGCCACUUUAGGAGCCAGUGGUCCUCCUCUCCUCGCCUUGCCGACAAAUAGCAAAACAACCAAACAACUUGCCUGUUCGGUGGCCACCAGUCUGGGCGGCUCCGUUGCAGCCGGGCUGGGAGGUACCGAGAUUCAGGCCAGGAUGAUGGUGUUCAGACAAUGCCGCGGCUGGUACGAGGUUCUCAACGAAAGUCAUCAGUCCAUUCCACACUGGACGACGCUGGAACAGCUGCAUCGAGCUCGUCCCUCCACCUUCCUUCUCCGCAAGGAGUUGCGUUGUCUACUUUCUCCGGCCAGCCUCAGCUUGGUCGCUUGUACAUCUUCACCCAUUGGCCAGGGUGGUCGUCACGCCCAGCCGUCGACCGGCCAGCAGCAUCAGCAACUGCAGUCGGUACCACAUCUUCCCAUCUCCUCAGCAGCCCUGAUUGCUCAGGCCACUUCACCCGAAACCUUGGCCGCCAGCCAACCACACAUUCUACCCACUGGCUCCCUCUUGCACUAUAUCGACUAUCUGCCCAACUGUUCAUUUCGCCGUGGCAAGCAUUCUAAGAAUGUCAAUUUGGUACUGGCGAUGGAGCGCCAAUCGACUUCCAGUCGGAUGAAGGAGCCGACCGAUCUGGCCGCGUCCGACCCGGCUUCCGGAGGUCAGCCACGACGCCAGCUGCCCCAAGUCGUGUACAUCGGUACCGAAGAGUCUGCUGUCACGGGUGUCUCGGCUGUUUUGCCUCCGCGGCUGGCCUGCAGCCCUGUAGCUGGGCCCGAGAACAUCUCCGGCGUCCACUCAAUGGCCAGCAUUCUACGCAAGUUUCGACUGCCCAUUUCCGUUCGACCGGUCGCCGUUCCCGAGAGCAAGACGGCCACGACCACCAGCCCGGCUCCACUCACAGCGCCCACCGGCGGCACACUCACCGCCGUCACCGGCCAGGUGCCGGCAGAGUUGACUCGAUUCCCGCUCAUGAACGGACUGGUCUACACUGACCGCCACCUCUUACGACUGCGAUCCAUCUACCGCGGAGACCUGCUAAUUAUUGCACCCACCUCUUCGCCGGAGCGAUUCUUCCUCAUCACACCUGCCAUGCUUCAGGACCAUCUCUUCCAGGUGGGCACUUCCGUGGACCCGGUCCAUCAGCGCCUCUGUGCCGGUCACAGGAGCAGGACGGCAAACUUCUUGGCAACCGCGCACCCGCGUGACUCCUUGAGCUAUCUGCUGCGCUACAUGCAAGAGAUCACACAUCAGCCAAGGCCGCCACCGGGUGUCAAGUCAGUCGGCAAUCAGAACGCCAAACCGAUAGACGAGACUGGCGGAGAACAUGAGAGUGCCAAAAUGUGGCCACCAUUACAGAUCCCGCUGGAGGAGGCGGAGCAAAUCUACGAAGAACUAGAUGAUAUAUACUAUUUCAUCAGAAACGGCUACUAUCCGCCAACUAGCAGGGCCCGUCGCGCGUCUACGCUGCAUCCACCGGCUGUGGCUGGAUCCAACGCUCAGCCGGCCGCGCUGCAACCGGGCCUUCCAACCGUUGCUGUGGCACUACAUCAAGCCGGACAGCAACCCAGUGGUCCUGUGGGCUUAGUGAGGCCAGCCUUAGGUCCUGGCCCUGGGGCGGUAGCUGUGAGUGGGACGGCGGCAGUCACCUCCGGUGGGACAGUAAAGUGGCCACAGUCACAAAGGCUGAACCAUGUGCCCACAGCAGAGGAGCUACUCGCCGCUUCUUUGGGUCAAGAUGCCACCAGCCUUGGCACUACGGCAUGGGCCAACGCUAACACCGGAACAUACAACCUCUGA